CGAAACAGCGAUCAGAAAGUGCCUGCAGAGAUUGAGCGCUGACGAGGGCGUCCGACUUUAAUCUAUUGGAAAGUGAAGGUGCAAACUCCAUUAUUUUGAAACUGUGUCUUUACAAGAGCCAUUCACAAUGUCUGAUGAAGAUCGCAUGAGAUCAGAGAUUACCAGAAUGCAAAUGAGAGGAGACGAGCUGACAGACCAGUCAUUAGAAAGUACUCGUCGCAUGUUGCAUCUUGCAGAAGAGAGCCAAGAGGUAGGAAUAAAAACACUGGUGGCUCUUGAUGAACAAGGGGAACAGUUAGACCGAGUUGAAGAGAACUUGGAUCAAAUCAAUGUUGACAUGCGUGAGGCUGAGAGAAACUUGACAGGACUUGAAAAGUGCUGUGGAUUGUGUGUUUGCCCAUGGAGAAGGCGGAAGAAUUUUGAAAAGAAUGAAAAGUACAUAAAGGCCUUUAAGAGUAGUGAUGAUGGAACUCUCUCCACCCAACCAGGAGCCAGAUAUGCACAAGAUGGAAACCGUGGAGAGGCAGCUAAAAGUGGAUACAUACAAAAGAUUACAGGAGAUGACAGAGAAGAUGAAAUGGAUGAAAAUCUCGGGCAAGUGGCGAACAUAGUUGGUAAUCUGAAGUCAAUGGCGAUGGAUAUGGGUAAUGAGAUUGACACACAGAACAGGCAGUUGGAUCGUAUCAAUGCAAAGGCGGAAGCAAACGAUGCCCGUAUUCAACAGGCAAACACGCGGGCACGGGAUAUCCUAAGGAACUGUUGAAUGGUAGACUCGAGGAUGUUAUCAUCGUACUCCUAGUCUUUCCCAAGUUAGUAAUGUUAGCACUGAAUAUAGUUUUUUGUCAAACCUGAACACGAUUAAAAUAAUUUUGAGACUUCACAUCUGGGAACAAAAUAAGAAAUUGGUUUCAGAGAAAUUCAUUCACCAUUAUUUUUAGAAUAUGUGUAAUUAAAGGCAUUCACCUAUACAAAAAUAUUCUCUUCCUUUUGACAGACCGCCGAGCAAAAAGUAAUGAUUAAAAAAGUGUUAAAGAUUGUGGUAUUAAAAGACAUUUGUUGAUCAAAGCUAGAGGGGUAGAUAUUCUUUAUUACAAUGUAUAGCCAAGUUUGAAGAAAAGGGCAGGAGAGCCGGUAUUUCUUAAGACUAUUUACAUGUGAUUCUCUGCGAUAAGGAAAGACCUAGAAUUGGUCGCAUUUCAUUUACCUACAAAGAAAACAAUUCAAGUUUGUUCUUCGAAUAUAUUGUAACGGUCCCCAGCGACUGUAUCAAGACAAAUGAGUUAAAGGAAAUUACUUUUGUUUAAAUAAAUGUUCUGCUUCACAAA
Pocillopora verrucosa is the source of this 1325-nucleotide messenger RNA. Its product is annotated as synaptosomal-associated protein 25. Gene Ontology annotation, biological process: synaptic vesicle fusion to presynaptic active zone membrane; exocytosis; synaptic vesicle priming. Gene Ontology annotation, molecular function: syntaxin binding; SNAP receptor activity. Lineage: Eukaryota; Metazoa; Cnidaria; Anthozoa; Scleractinia; Pocilloporidae. Gene Ontology annotation, cellular component: SNARE complex; plasma membrane. The record is from RefSeq and is a predicted model, not a curated record.